Molecule: messenger RNA, 936 nt
Organism: Rhodofomes roseus
Lineage: Eukaryota; Fungi; Basidiomycota; Agaricomycetes; Polyporales; Fomitopsidaceae
Exons: 3
Coding region: 1-936 (311 amino acids)
Source: RefSeq, a predicted model, not a curated record
AUGGCAGACCCGUUGUCAGGCCUUUUGCCGACGGCUCCUAGUACUUUUUCCUCCUCCUCCUCCUCCUUUAGCAGCAGCUCCUCCUCCUCCUCCUCCCUCAACACUACAUUUAUAUACCACACUUACGAGCCGGACACCUCGUUGACUUACUCGGACACCUCGUUGCAACGCCCAUCAUCGCUGGACUCGGAGCCGAGUCUAAGCACCACACUCACGAGUACCUCCGCGACACCUACACCAGCGGGUACCCCCGGGCCGGCAAUAUCUGCACCAGCGAGCACCCUCCCCUCUCGACCAGCUGAUCCUAAUCAUGAAGUUGGGAUAGCCGUCGGGGUCGCACUCGGAGGCUUUUGCUUGGUGAUCCUUGGGUGUUUAGCGUGGUACUAUCGCCGCAAAAAGCGGGCUCAGAUGCGGCUCGAGGAUAGUUCGAUCCUAGGUAGUCUACCUGGGGCCCCCGGAGCCGUCGACCCGUAUACGAAGAUCGAAUUGCCGCACUCGGGUGCGAUCACGGCCGCACUAUCCCCUGCGCCGAGGGUCGUCGGCGGGGAUGGCAAAGGGGACGAUACUGGAGUCGAAGGCGUUGCGCCCACGCACGACUCGGAGAAUCGUGGCACCGAUCAGCGCCGUACAGCCCGAGACAUCUAUACGACCCAUCCUCAACUCACAACUGUCAUCUCGCUGUUCGAGACCAUAGCAACCACGUCGAACACUCAUAACGCGGGGCUGGCAACCUCUUCCCUGACCGACGUCGCUUCUCUGAGCCCGCCCGACACGCGGUCGUCCAUCUCCCCGCCGCCCAGCUUCCGGACACAACCGAGCUCGGUGACACUCCAGACAUCCUACAAUCACCACGUCGAUUCUGGCAUCCGAUUCUAUCCCGGGGAGCCACAGCCUCGCCGCGUUGUCGACGUGCCUCCGGAGUACUCAGUCGACUAG